UUUCUGACGGCAAAGCUACUUCCUCGACAGACUCAGAUUCAGAAAAUCGUGUUUCUGAAAAUGAAGAAGAUCAGAAUAUUCAACUUUUGGAUUUAGUGAGGCAAAUUGGAAUUAACAAUCCAAUUACGUGCAUACCUGUCGGAAAUGAUCCAAACAUUAUGAUUGCUGGGGACAUUCUCGGGGAGGUGCCGCCUACUACCUGCACUAUUGAUGACGUGAGAUCCGAAGUAUUUUCUACAAGAUUUCAGCAUGUCGUUACAGAAAGGGACUUGGAAGAUGUGGUGGAGAUUUUAAACAAUAGACGUAUAUAUGAAAUGAAUGUAUAUCUAAAUGAAGAGCACUUGGAACACUACCAGUAUACUGAACGUGAUGAAAGACUACCUCCACCAGGGACGAGGGUACGAAGAGGUCCACGUUGGACCUAUAACAAUCAGAACUCCGAUGGAUUAGGCACUAUAAUAGGACACUGGGAUCGAGAUGGAUGGAUGUACGUUGAAUGGGACAAUACUAUGAGAUUUCCAUAUGAAUAUAAUCCCAAUGAUCAGAAGCAGAGCGCCGUCAUUGUUUGUGAUGAACCUCGAAUACUAAGGAGAGAAGACAUUGCUGUUGGUUGUGUUGUUAAAAGAGGUCCAGAUUGGAAAUGGGGAAACCAGGAUGGUGGUAUAGGUAAUAUUGGAGCUGUUUAUAGGGUGAAAGAUGACGUGGUCUAUGUUCGCUGGCCAAAUGGAAACAAAAGCAAUUACAGAUUCGGUCAUAAUGGAAAAUUUGAUAUUGAAGUCUGUGAUCCUUUUGACGUAAGCAGAGUCGUCUCAUCUCAUAAGUGCGAAAAUGUUUUGAAACAUACCAGUGAGGAAGAUUUUGGUGUCAAAAAUAAAACACAAGCAAGAACAGAAAAACAACUCGAGUCAUUUGUUAAAAGAGAAAUUACAGUGGAUGGUAAACAGAGAGUCCAUUCCGAAUCCGUAGAUGAUCUAGAUUGUGACAAAGAUAAAAGUGAUUUUUCCUGGGAAUGGAAAACCGAAAAUGGUCAAUGGAAACGUUUUUCAAAGACGGAAAAUGAGAAAAUUAUUAAAGCAUUCGAAAAGAAUUCAAAAUCGACAAUACUUAUACGAAUGGGCGAACAAAUGUAUAGAGUGAUAUUAUCGAAGAUGACGUUGCUGAAUAUAUCAACAAGAGAGACUUAUGAUGUGAGGUGCCGUGAAAAUGUACAUGAUCUACAAGCUUGACCCUUUUUGUAAAGAAUUCUUCGAUAAUGUAGCGCGGUAUAACAUCAAUGAUUUCAAGUGUUAAUGUCUAUAUUGACAUUUCAUAUUCUUCGUAUUUCCCGUAAACAAUUGAGUGGUGAACAUGGUAAACCAAUGAUAUCAACAGAUUCAAAAGCAUUUUUCUGAUAUCUAAUUAUUCAAAUUAUUCAUGUAUACAUAAAA
Saccostrea cuccullata (small rock oyster) is the source of this 1427-nucleotide messenger RNA. RefSeq lists its product as uncharacterized. The coding region runs from base 159 to 1226 and encodes 355 amino acids. NCBI's taxonomy places the organism in Eukaryota, Metazoa, Mollusca, Bivalvia, Ostreida, Ostreidae. The transcript is spliced from 10 exons. Gene Ontology annotation, molecular function: metal ion binding; ubiquitin-protein transferase activity. Gene Ontology annotation, cellular component: cytoplasm. Gene Ontology annotation, biological process: protein ubiquitination. The record is from RefSeq and is a predicted model, not a curated record.